CGGACAUAGUCUUCCUCUCUUUCUAUCUUUGUACCACCGGCCGGCGCCACCAGUUGCAGACUUGCAGUGAAGUAGCUUCGAUCGGUCCAUGGAAAAUUUCCUCCUACUUCUUUGCGCAUUCAGAUCAAGGAAAUGUUCUAACUGAACGCAAUCUUGACCACUAGCCGCAUCCUUAUCGUACAUGCCGUAUACGAUUUCAGAUGCUGUGAUUGGAAAACAACCAUGUCUGUUCUUGAGGAUGGUAUGUGAGGAUCAUCAGCAUUGACAGAGAUUAUGGAGAUGAAUCACUUUGAUCAUGAUCACCCGCUUAUCUUUUCUGAUGAGCUCGAUGGAUGCUCAGUUCCAUGUAACGUCUGUUCGCAUCGUAUUAUAGGGUUAGCUUACUCUUGCAAUCAAUGUCCUUUUGUGCUUCAUAAAUGGUGUAGUGAAUUGCCUAGGGAAACCACCAUUGAACGUUUCGAUGAAAAACACUCUGUCACUCUUCAGAAAACUCUUCCAGCUAAGGGCUCAUCAUCAUCAUUCUCACCCCAUUUCACUUGUGAUAUGUGCCACAACGAUGGGUUUGGCUAUGCAUAUCGAUGCUCCGAUUCAGAUUGUGCGUUUAUUACCCACGUUGAAUGUGGUUGGUCUCGAUCAAUGAGAGAUAUUGGUUUUAUGUAUGACAUCAAAGGUAAAAGAUGUCGGUUUGAUUAUCAUUGGCCUGGUCCUGAAUUGGAUCGUCUUUACACAUGCAAUGCAUGCGGUAAUCGAGGCUCUGGCCCCCGCCUCGAAUGCGAUGAAAACAAUAAGAUCGUAUUUCACAUCCAAUGUUCAAAGUUACCGGAAACUGCUAAGCAUGUGAUUCAUCUCCACACACUCUCCCUCUCAACUGUUACCGAUGUAAUUGAAAACAAAGAGGAGGAAUUCAUUUGUGACGCUUGUGAGGAUAGGAGAAACCCGAGAUGUUGGGUAUAUUGUUGCCCUGAAGCCGAAUGUGUUAUCAGGAUUCAUAUAAACUGUGCUAUUGUCCCAAUAGCCGUUCAAGACAAUUGGUCGAGUCGGCUUGUUUAUUUUGUCAGAAACAAUCCAAUGUAUGAAAGUGCUUGGUUCAACAAUCCUCAUAAAAGAAAUCAGAUCAAAACACGGAGAAGAGCGAGCGAAUGGGAAGCAAAUUUGGCUAAAAUCAAUCGGGAGAUUAAAGAGGCAAGUGAAAGAGAGGAUAAAAGGAAAGAAGAACGAUCGAGAGAAGCCAAAGACAAGGCCGAGUUCGUUCAUUUUGACCACGAACAUCCCCUGAAGCCGUAUGACGAACCAUUCUUACAAUAUGGUGAUCCGUGUCUUAUCUGCAUGACACCCAUCUAUGGAAAGACGUUUGGUUGUAAAGAUUGCGGCUAUUUCAUCCAUAAAUGGUGCUCAAAUUUACAACAGAAAAUACGACACCCGUUACACGAACAUCAGCUCAGCCUCGAGCCAUCACCCCAUCUAUGGAAAUGCGGUCUUUGUGACUCCACUAGAGGACUGGGUAUGAACUACACUUGCCUUAAAUGUAACUUCAACCUUGAGGUUCUAUGUGCUUCAUUGCCGGAAAAUCUUAACCAUAAGCUUGACAAACAUACCCUCACCCCACUAAAGACUACUCUCGAUGAACGUUUAUUUGGAUAUCUCGGCGAAAAGUUUGCAAAAAGAUUAGGAGAUCUCCCCCGAUGCAACGCCUGUGGAUUUCCUUGUGAAGAUCUCUCGGUUGAGUGUAAAAAAUGUAAUCUCCAUUUACACAUUCAUUGUUUUCUACUACCGGUUACAGGUAAGCAUCCAUCGCAUAGACAUGAACUGGUGUUGUCACUUCCUCCGGAUAUAGUUGAUCCAAAUGCGGACUUGGAUGAGUUCAUUUGUGAUGCUUGUGAAGAAAACAGGGAUCCGGAAAAUUGGGUUUAUCGGUGUCCAAAAUGUGACUAUUUGUUUGCUGCCCAUGUGAACUGCGCUGCUUCUCCUAAACUAGUAGUGAAUUCUGUUGUUUUGGAUGAACUCCAAUGUAAAAUUGAGGACUUUCGAUUGGAUGAUUCCUCCUACUUCUUUGAGCAUCCAGAUCAAGAAAAUGUUCCGAUUCAAAGCGAUCAGCCACAUCCUUCUCCUACUGCCGUAUAAGAUUUCAGGCCAGUAGCAAUGGCCAUUUCAGGGAUUUCAAAGUUUGAAGCUCCAAAGAAAUCAUGCUUCCAGAUAUUAGAAGAACUCUUCUUCUAAUGACGAUUUGUUUCUGUCGGCUUCCAGUUCCAUCUAAGCAGAAAAACUAACAGAUUGGUGAAUGAACCAAAAAAACAAAUAAAUAUGGUGUUAAACCGAAUAAACAAUUCUAUACAGAAUGUAAAAAUAAAUUUAACAUUGUUGUAACUGUAUCCAUUCCUCUAAAUGAGUCAAUUUACAGUAUUACAUACUUUUAAAUGAGAUUUUGAUAGUUCAUGUAUUUAGAUAAACUAGUGGUACAAGUAUCUAUAUCUAAAUGAGAUUAAGUAUUAUAUACUUUGUGCAAAUGUAAGUAUGGAUUU
Molecule: messenger RNA, 2519 nt
Organism: Impatiens glandulifera
Lineage: Eukaryota; Viridiplantae; Streptophyta; Magnoliopsida; Ericales; Balsaminaceae
Exons: 3
Coding region: 274-2121 (615 amino acids)
Source: RefSeq, a predicted model, not a curated record